Molecule: messenger RNA, 1729 nt
Organism: Yamadazyma tenuis ATCC 10573
Lineage: Eukaryota; Fungi; Ascomycota; Pichiomycetes; Serinales; Debaryomycetaceae
Product: catalase
Biological process (GO): hydrogen peroxide catabolic process; response to hydrogen peroxide
Cellular component (GO): cytoplasm; peroxisome; mitochondrion
Molecular function (GO): heme binding; catalase activity
Source: RefSeq, a predicted model, not a curated record
ACCUUAUUUAUUUUGUUAUCAUGGCUCCUGUUUUCACCAAUUCCAAUGGAUGUCCAAUUCCUGACCCAUUUGCUACCCAAAGAGUCGGCAAACACGGUCCCUUGUUAUUACAAGACUUUAACUUGAUUGAUUCUUUGGCUCACUUUGACAGAGAAAGAAUUCCUGAAAGAGUGGUUCACGCCAAAGGUUCGGGCGCUUACGGGGAGUUUGAGGUGACUGAUGAUAUCACCGACGUGUGUGGAGCGGCGUUUUUGGACACCAUCGGUAAGAAAACCCGGGUGUUCACCAGAUUCUCCACUGUCGGGGGCGAGUUGGGCUCGGCUGAUACCGCCAGAGACCCCAGAGGUUUUGCCACCAAGUUUUACACCGAAGAAGGUAACUUGGACUUGGUGUACAACAACACGCCUAUUUUCUUUAUCAGAGACCCCUCCAAGUUCCCCCACUUUAUUCACACGCAAAAGAGAAACCCCCAAACUCAUUUGAAGGAUGCCAACAUGUUUUGGGACUACUUAACCAGUAACCAGGAAGCCACCCACCAGGUGAUGUUUUUGUUCUCAGACCGUGGAACCCCAGCCAGUUAUAGGGAAAUGAACGGGUACUCGGGCCACACCUAUAAGUGGUCCAACAAAAAGGGCGAAUGGUUCUACGUGCAAGUGCACUUUAUUUCUGACCAAGGUAUCAAGACUUUAAGCAAUGAGGAAGCUGGUGCUUUAGCAGGUUCUAACCCCGACUAUGCUCAAGAAGAUUUGUUUAAGAAUAUUGCUGCCGGUAACGGUCCUUCCUGGACCUGUUAUGUUCAGACCAUGACUCAAGAACAGGCCAAGCAGGCACCAUUUUCGGUGUUUGAUUUGACCAAGGUCUGGCCUCAUAAGGACUACCCCAUGAGGAGAUUCGGUAAGUUUACCUUGAACGAAAACCCCAAAAACUACUUUGCUGAAGUUGAACAAGCUGCCUUUUCUCCAGCUCACACCGUUCCUUACAUGGAACCAAGUGCGGAUCCAGUGUUACAAUCAAGAUUGUUUUCGUAUGCUGACACUCACAGACACAGAUUGGGAGUCAACUAUACUCAGAUCCCUGUUAACUGUCCUGUCACCGGUGCCGUGUUCAACCCACAUAUGAGAGAUGGUACCAUGAAUGUGAAUGGCAACUUGGGAGAACAUCCAAACUACUUGGAUACUUCCAAACCACUUGAAUUCAAGCAAUUUGGCUUACAAGAAGAGCAAGAGGUUUGGGAAGGUGCUGCUUGUCCAUUCCACUGGAAAUGUGAAGAUGACAAGGACUUUACUCAAGCCACUGCUUUGUGGCAUGUGUUGGCCAAAUAUCCUAAUCAGCAGGCUCACUUGGCACAUAAUGUGGCUGUUCAUGUUUGUGCAGCCGAUGCCCAUAUUCAAGACAGAGUGUUUGAGAUGUUUGGAAAAGUCCACCCAGACUUGGCCAAUUUGAUCAAGAAGGAGACCUUGGAGUUGGCCCCUAGAAAGUAGGAGUAUUUAAUAAUAUAACUGAUACGAGUAUAUAAAAGCUGGGGAUCGCGUAGAUUUAAUAAUGAUCUGAAAAGUUGCGAGGCACUUCAUGAAAUCGUACAUUUAACUAUCAAGUUGAUCAUAAUUUGGUGGUGUUGCACGAGGCACACGAACAAGCGCUUCCGCACUUGCAGGAAGUUCCACAACACCCAGACGAGCUGGACGUUGAGCUGGAAGUGUUGGAGGAGGUGUUCUUUCCGCUCAUAGUU